Molecule: messenger RNA, 17660 nt
Organism: Cinara cedri
Lineage: Eukaryota; Metazoa; Arthropoda; Insecta; Hemiptera; Aphididae
Source: the annotation of a GenBank genome assembly
CUGAUGGUUUUGUUAAAGUUUUUUUUUUAGUCUGUACCCAGUGCUUAUUGUAAAAUGAAGUUUUAAAUGAUUGUAAAAUUUAAUUUAGUUAUUUCUGUUAUUGAAUAUGUUCUUCUCUUCAUCACAAAUAACAGGAAUCCACUAGAUAAGUUUUAUAUAUAUGGCAACCAUACAUUUUAGAAUUCUGAUUCUGAUUUUGUAGGGUUUUUGGUUGUAUAAUUUUUGAUCAUGGAGACCAUUGAAGAUUGCAAACCUGGCUGUGCUCUUAAAUGUCUUCGAAAUGUUGAAGAUAUUUCUGACAGUAUCCAUCCACUUAAAUACGGAAUGGUAUGUAAAUACUAAAUGCAUUUAGGAUAUUAUAUUAUUAUAACAGGUAUACAAAGUCAUUUAUUUUAUAAUUAUUGAAUAUGAGAUAUUUUACAAUUUUGGGUUGAAUGUUAGUUUUUGGUAAAAGAAAAUAAAUGUCAACAUGUUGAAAAAACAUUGUAUAACAUAUGUUUGGGUACCCGUCCAGACAAUUUAUGUGUGAACCAAUUUUGGAUUUUUUUUCUACUACUUUUCAAUAAUACUCCAUGACCAAGACUAGGUAUUUAUAAUUUGUACACAAGUAUAAUUAAUUAUUUUUAAGAUAAAUUUUAAUUAUAUUUGUAACAAAAGUAUGAUUUCAUUUAAAAUCCCUCACCUGUAAAUUUGGUCCACCCUUUGGCCUUGCCUGUAGCUUUUGGGUAUUGGAAACAAUGCUGAAAUAUUGAAAAGUGUCUUAUGUAAUAUUUGUUCAGGUAUUUAAUCAGAAAAUUAAUAUGCAAUUGGAUCUUUUAUUUUUUUAACGUUUUUCUUAACUUGCAAUACUUGAUCCUGCAGCUCUCAAAGAGGGAUUUAAAUAGUUUAAGAAGUUUCAUUUAUUUUAUUUUUUUUGUACUUAUGUCAAUAAAAAACAAUAUUUCAAUACAAUUCAUUGUUUAUUUUUAGAAUACUAUUGGAAGAGGUUUAUCUAAUGAUGUUGUACUAAAAAAUUUGAAUGUAUCAAGAAUUCACUGUCAUUUACGAGUAGAAAAACAAGGAUCUAUUGAUAUUGCAUUUAUCAAGGAUUUGGGUGUAAGAAUUAUUACUAACAUUUUUGUAAUAUUAGAUGUACAUAUAAAUCACAACAAUAUACAGAUAAAUGGUUGAUUUUGUUCAUUGUAACAUUGUUUAAAAACUCAUAAAUGAUGAAACAAUAUAAUAUGUAAAAUAUUAAAUAAUAUUGGUGUAAUUUUAAUAAGAAUGAUUUAAAUUGUAAACAUUUCUUAUCAAAUUUUAAAUACCUUAUUCUUAUAAAAAUAUGCAUUUACAUAUUAUUAUUGUGCAACACAUUAAAAUAGAUAUAAAUAUAAAAUAAAUAAAUUAAUGAAUAUGUCAUUCAUGGGGUAUUAUAAGUAUAUUUCAAAUUAAAAAUUGAUCACAGUCAAAAUGUAAAAUUAUUUUUAUACAUACAUUUUUUAUUUAUAUAUUUAUUUUCUUUAUUCAUUUAUUUAUGUUUAAUAGAAUUGAACUUUCAUAUUUUCUAAACUAUGUCUAGGAUAUGACAGAUUUAUAUUGCUUGACAGCAAAGCUAAAUCUGACCAAUAUGUAAUCAUGUUAUUCUUUAUUAUAGUUUAGUAAUUGUAGCUCAAUUAGAAGGCCCUCAUCAUCAGUAGAUUUGGUUUAAUGUAGUUUUUAAAUUAGAGAACCAACUGGCAAGUGUAUUAUAUCAGUCACAGUAUAUAUAGAUUAACGCUUUCAGGACAACACAUUGAAAAAAUAAAAAAACAAUUUUUGGAUUCUCUUUUUGUAUCUUUUUCUAAGAAAGAUUGUGAAGAAAAAAAAUAUAUACAUUUGUUUUAUCCUUCCGUUUCAUCCAGGGAUUCAUGAGUCCCGUCAGUUCUCUAUAGUUUGGACUUAAAAGUCCCGUCAGUCAUCUAGGAUAAUUUUUUUUUCACAUAUAAACAACGUAAAAAUAAAGAUUUAAUUAAUGAUUUUUUUAUUUAAAUAUAAAAUAAAAAAUACAAACAAAUUUUUGAUAAUAUUAUUAUUUAAAUUUAAUUAUUAUUAUGUUUUUUAAACUUUGUGAUAUUCUCUGAAACAGUUUUUUUUUGUUCACUUACAAGUGGAUAUUGCAAUGCGAAUACUUUGAAUGUGGACAAGUUCCUUAAUUAUUUGAGGUGCAUAUCUCGCAAUGUCUUCGUUCGUCCACAAAAGUUGACCAGUGUGUACACCCUUUGGCAAUGAAAGUGUGUUUUUCCCCUAUUAACAUUUUUUCCAAUUUGAGUAGAUAUUUUGUUGAUUAUUGUGUAAGUAAAUCUUGAACAACAGUUCUCCUACACUCCAUAACCGAUAUUUUUUUAAAGAGUGAACAGAUAUAGUAGAUCACAUAUGGGUUGACAAAUCUGAUAUCGAGUAGCCUAAAAAAGUUUGUACUACCAUUUACGGGACAUACUUUCUAUGUGUCUGCAUCUAUGAUAUCUGUGUGAUCCAUCCCACCCAUGUACUUAUUAUAGCCUGACUGAAACUGGACAUUUUAAAGCAACUAAUUGCCAAUUUUUUUUUUUUUCAAUUUACUUUUUGUAGUUCAGUUUAUUUUAUUUUUAUAUUAUUUUUUGUACAAAACUGUCAAAAAAAAAAUUUUAAAUUAUUAAAAUUUAUCGUUAUUAAUAUGAUGCCUGACUGGACUUCAAAGUUCUGAACAGUAAAAAGUGCAUAAUAUGUAACUUAAUAUAUCCAGAAUGUUUAAAAAGUAAAAAAAAAAAAAAACCAUUAUUUGCUAUAUGUAUAAGUUUAAAAAUUUACAUGCUUUAACUUAAUUAAUUCAGCUUAUUCAAAUAUGUAAAUGUAGGUAAUGACAGCACAUGUAUUAACAGAACUUGCAUAAAAAUAAUUAUGUAGGAAAUUAUAACAACAAUCAUUUUUUCUUCCAUGAUAACUUUUUCCAAUAAAGUUUUCAUGGUACGUAGACGGGACUUCUGUCAGUCAUUAACAAUGCUUUAAUAUAAUUGUAUACAUUUAGAUAAUUCAUUUUUUGGAGUAGACUUUUAAGUCCUGACAAGAAAAUUUUGUAUUACUUUACUAUUGUUGUAAAAUUUAAUAGCAAGAUCAAUAGUGCUAGUAGCACCUCCCCAUUUAUCAAAAAAAAAAAAAAUAAUAAUAAUAAUUAAUACUAUUUUAUUUUUAGACAUCAAAUGGAACUAUUGUAGGCAAUAUAAAUUUAUUAGAAAAUAAAGAACAUCAAUUGAAUGACUUGGAUAUGAUUGUUUUAGCGAGUGGUGAUGAAGGAGUAGUUUUACAAUUUAUUAAUCAAAUAGAUCGAACUAUUGAUUUUUCAAAUUUAUAUGUAAGUGUUAAUUAUUAUAUUUAAUAAAUAUUAUAAAUUAUUGAAGUAUAUAUUUAAGUUAUUAUUUAUUUAAUAUAGAUAAAUCAAAUGAAUAAUAAAAGAAAAAUACCAUCUGUAGAAAAUUUGGAUGAACUAACUGCUGUAAAAGUACCAAGACUAGGUAAAUUGUCGUUAGAAUUUAUUACCUCUAAUAAUCUAAACCUGUAUUUAAUAAUUAUGUGAUUAUUAUGUAUAUUGGAUUAGAAUCUGGAUAAGAUCCAGUCAGUUCUUAUUUUCAUGUUGGUCCUAAGAAGUCAAGUUAAAGAAAUAAUAAAUAUACCAUAGUCUAUUUAAUUUAUAUUUCAUACUUUAUCCAGUGUUAUAUUAUAAAUAUUAGAAACUGCAUAUCAGGGUUUUUCAACAUUUGGAAAGCAAAUAAUUUAAUUGGUUUGCUCCAUAAUUUUAGAAGUUGAGAAAUGAAUGUUUUAAAAAUUAAAAACAAGAAAAAGGUGAAAGGACUAUAAAAAGGAAAAACAACUCUUCUCUACAUUAUAUUUAUUGAUUAAUAUGAUAACACAAAAUAAAAUUCCAUUUAUGGAUUAUAUAGUGUACUAUAAUAUUUAAUAAAUACAUAUUAUUUGGGUGAUCUUUAUUUUAUAGAUGAAGUAAAAAAAGUUGGAUAACAAUGAUUGAACACCCACUUAUUUUAUUUUUUAACAAGAGAGCAAUUUUGUGCUGUAAAGGGUUCAAAAAUAACUAAAAGGUGGUAGAUUAACAAUUUUUCAAAUUUAAUUUAGAAAACUAGCACUUACAUAAAAAUGUACUGGAUCUUUAAUAUAGAACAAUACAGUUAUGUAUAAAAAAGACAGACAUACUUCCCACGUGGGUGGGCCAUUGUUGUAGGUAAGAAGUUGGGAAAGAAAAGGGGAAAUUUAAUGUAUAUAUUCUGUACACAACAAUUAACCAUUGCUAACGAAAAAACGAUUCUGAGUAAAGUUCGUUUAAUAGUGUUGUUUUGUCAACAAUAUGCAGGGUGAUUCACUAAGUGUGCUCACUCUUUUUUUUUUUUUUUAAUUUUGCAUGUAUUCAAAUUCUAAUUUUUGGAAUUUUUAAGUGUAUUUAUAGCUAAUGUUUUCAAAUACUUAGAUUUUUCACAACAUUUAAGGAAUAUCCAGUGGCAAUACCACUUUUUAUUUCUCAAAUGAGAACCUUUAUUUAAAAUUUCUUAAAUAGACCAAGUAUUACUUUAAAUAAAUGUUGGUGUCAAGUGAAAUAUCUUGUCAACCGGUUGAUGGAAUUCAUAAAUGUUAACACCAACAUUUAUUUAAAUUAAUCUAACUCCAUCUAUUUAUGGAAUUUUUAAUAAAGGUUCUCAUUUUAAAUACCAAAGUUGGUAACGUCACAGGAUACUCUUUAAUUGUUGUGAAAAAUCAGAAUUUGAAUAUAUGCAAAAUAAUCAAUAAAAUGAGCUGAACAUACUUAGUGAAUCACUCUAUAUAUAUGUCAUAUUAUUGUAAAAUAAUCGCAUAUGCAUUAUAAAUUUUCUUUAAUAAUAUUUGUUUAAUAUUGUACCUAUUUUCCCGGUUUUUCUUAUGUUUUAGGGCACAAAAUAAAGUCAACAACUUCAAUUGUAUUACCUACUUAUUAUUAUUUAAUUAUAAUUCUUUAAUAUGGUUUAAAUGAAUCUUUUCAGUUCCAAAUGGUCCGGAUAUUUUUAAGAAACCAUUAUUAAAUGAAAGUACAUUUCUAUCAAGCAAACCAAAUGACUCACCUUAUGUUACUAACAAUUUACAAUACAUAAAUUUAAAUCAACCAUCUACAUCAAGUAAUAUUGUACACCCUAUAAAAGAUGAUAAUUGUAAAAUUUCAGUAGCUGAUGUAGGUGAAGUCUUAUUAAAUAAUGUACAACCGUCCUCUUCUAAUUGUACUAUAAUUACUCCUGUUGAAAUAAAAACAGAACCAAAUAUUUCACAAAUUCAAUUUAGUCAAGGAACAUAUCGCAGUGAAGAAGAUAGUGUUAUUGUUAUUUAUUCGUCAGAUGAAGAAAACAAUGUAAUAGAUAAUAAUUCUGAACAACAUAAAAUAAUUAAAAUUGAACAUGAUGAGGAAAUUAAUUCUAAAAGUUCCACAGAAAAUGCAUAUCCAUCUACAUCAAAAGUAGAAAAUAAUCUUAACAGUCUAGAAUGGGAAAAUGAAUGUUAUGAAAUUUUAAGUGAUGAUGGAGAAGAUUUAAUUGAUAGGCCAUCCAAGUUGAACUCUAAAAAUGAUACUUCGAUGAGUGUAAAUGAUGUUGACUCUAAUAGUAAAAUGCCACAAAUUAUUGAACCUCUUCCAUUGAAACCUAAUAUAAAGAAAGGACAAUCACACAUACCUGAAAAUGAAAAUAUAAUAAAAACACGAGCUAAAUCAGAAAAAAAAUCCAUUAAUAAAAAGAAAGCGGAAAAAAUGACUGUAGAUCAAAAUAAACAAAUUAUUGAAACGAGACGAAAUAAACUUAAAGCACUUGCUAAUAAUAAUUUUAAAUCAAAUUCCACUAACAUAAAUACAUUAAUUGAUGAUCAAUCAAUUACUGAUGAUACAAUUGAUAAACCCUCAACAACUGAUAUUUUAAACAGAAAAACUAGAAAAUCAAGAUUUCCACAAAUUAAUAAUAAUAAUAACUGUAAGCCAAGCACAUCCAAAGCUAAUUUAACUACAGAACCAAAAAAAAAUGAACAAUUAAAUAUUCAAAAAAAAGUCACAUUUAAUUCCCAACAAGUGUUAUCAUUAAAACCAGAUAAUCAACUAGUAAAAAAUGUGUCCUUAAAUUGUAACAAUAUGGAUUCUUCAUCUACAAGUAUGACUAGUCAGGUUAAUUUUUCAUUUUAUGAUACACUUAGUAGAAUUUGUAAGUGGAAUGCAGUGUGGUUAUAUGUAAGUUAUUUUUUGUUGAUGUUAUGGUAACUUAACAGGUGCGUACUGGCCCAUUAUUUUUCAAUGAAUGUUUGUCAUUAUGGCUCUUAAGUUAUUCACGUUUAUUCACUUUUUUUCUACUCCUAUUUUUUCAAAUUUUAGCUUUGUGAUUUUUGUUGGUACUUAAAGUGAGCCCCAUUUAACUAUUUCUCAGUAUAAAAAUGAAACCCAGUAUGUGCCUGUAACUUCAUAUUAAAUAUUUCAUAAUUUGUUUUUUUUUUUGUGUGUAUUAAGGAACAAAAAUUUACAAAUGGCACUCCACCAUUGGUAAAAUGUCUACAAAAAAUGAAAGGACAAUUUGAAAAUUCAUCUGAAUAUUCUGCUAUUAUAAAACCAUUGUUACUACAUGAAGUUUGGUCAAAUAUAAGUGAAUCGUACAAUAUGUUAAUUAGUAAAAAUCCUAGUUUGGAGAAAUGUUUUAUUGAGAAAACAUUAAAAAAGUAUGAAUUAUUAAUCAAUAUUUUAUGAAUAUUAAAUUGUGAAGUAUAGAAAAAGCAUAUAAUAAUAAUUUUUUUUAUUAUUGGUUUAUUAACAUUAAAAGGCAAUUUAAACAUGGUUAUACAAAUAAUAUAUUCAACUAAGUUACAAUAACUAAAAUAUUUUGUAUGCCUCCUUAAGUGAACGUAAUAUUCAUAUGUGCCUGUCUUUCUUACAAUUGUGUUUCUGCAAAUUGUGUUCAUCAAGGACAACAUUUAGUCGUUCGUUUUAUUUUUAUAGUGAAUUGACCUAUUAUCAAACUUAAAGAUUACAUUAAGAACAUUAACUGUUUAACUAUAGUGGUUUUUUUCUUCAAUAUUUUAAUUUUUAAGUGAAUUAUUUCAAUUUAAAAAUGCUUAUAUCUCACAUAAAAUUAAUUUAUCAUCCACUUGGUUUUUAAAAUAUGUUCAUACCGUGUAGCUAUAGAUUAUUUGGGAUGGAUAAAUGUUAAAUUAUUUAUAAUAGGCUGACAUGAAAAAAAGUGAUUCAGGAGUUGGAAAAAAAUGUUAAGUAAAUAUUUUACAAUAGUAGGAGGGAAGGUUGAACAUUUAUAUUAAAACUAACAGCACAAUGUUGUCUCUGCAGAACGCAAUGUUUUUAUGAUGUAUACAACACAUGUAGGUAUUAUGUCUUCUUAAGAUUUAAGUUUUCACAAAUAUUAUAGUAUUUAGUUAUAUGCCCAUUUACUUAUCUUAAUAAGUAUAUUUUUCUAUGUGAAGAAAGUAUACUACUGGAAUUUCUACGUUAUUUUAAUACAUUAAUGAUUUAUUGUAUAUUUUAUACCACUUUUUUAAAACUAGUUUGCUGUUUUUUAUAGUUAAUCUAAAUGAAUAUCAUUUAUUUAUUCCUAUGUAUAUUUUUGUUUUAGUGAUAUACCUCUUCUUACAUUUAGUGUUCAAAGUGUCAAUACAGAAUUUUCUUCAUCUAUACCAGCAUUAAAACAUAUUAAAGAAGCAUUGUGGAGUAUAAAAUGUAUCGGUAAAUAUGUCUUUAUACUAUUAGAUUAUGUACUUUGUAAGAUUAUAUAACAAUUAUAAACAAAUAUUUAUAUUUUAUACUUUUAUGCUAAAUUUAAAAAAAAGUGCGUUUUUUUUACUAUAAAGUGUACCACUACAGAUAAAAGUAAAAGAUUGUUGUGCACAUUUAAUAAAUUGUAUGUAACAAGUACAGAUAAUUGCAUGGAUAAAUUGAACUGAAAUCAAUAUUAAAUUAAACUUUGUAUGUAAACUGUGUCAGUCGGACCCCAUUAAACCAGACUUCGUUUAAUCUAGACAACCGUUAAAUAAUGCGUAAACUAUGCAGUGUAUGUCGCAUACCAAAGUAAACGUGAAAACAAGUUCUACAAAUUCCCCAUAAAUGCAUGUUAUCAGGUUUAUUAUUUAUAAUUUAUAUAUGAUACAAAGUCUUAAAUCUAUAAUACAUGCACGAUUUUUUUUAGUCCUUGAAGCCUGUAAGCUUUUAAAUAAAAAAAAAAAAAAUACAUGGUAUUUGGUUAUUUUAUUAAAUCCGAAUUUUUGUUAAUUUGGACAACCUAGAGCCCAAAAUUAGUCCAGAUUAAUGAAGUUCUUUAGUAAAAUAUUAUAAAAUAUAAUGCUUAUAUAGUUAAUAAUAAACAAUAUUCUACAAUUUUUUUUUUCUAACAGGUUUUGUGUUAGUGGGAAAAAAUUAAAUUUUUAUUUUCAUCCCUUAAUCUCAAAAAAAAAAAUUAAUAAAAAAGCCAUUUUGUAUAAAUAUUAUUUUUAAAAAAAAGAGCAGAUACUGCUGAUGGGUACAUCAAUGUUGUUGGUGGGAAGUUGGGAAGGUAGUAUACUAUAGGUUAUUAAAUUUAUGUCUGUAAACAUCAAUUAACCAUUGCCACUGAAAAAUGAUUCAGUUUGUUUAUACAUUAAAAGGCAAUAAUAUUUACAAUUUACAUUAAAAUGUUAUCAUAAAAAAUCAUUAUAAAUAAAAAAAAUAACUAUAUUACACUCAACUUUUUUUUUACCACUUAGUACAACUUAUAAUGAACCUACUGUUGGAUUUUUAAGUUGGUUAGACAAUUUUAUAAUAAGGUGAUAAUAACAAUUGAGUUUUAAAUACUAAUAGAAUUACUAAAUUUUAUAAACAUUCAGAAAAUGUUUGUUGAUCUUCAGAAAUUGUAGGUGGUGCACCAUAGCAUGCCACUGGAAGUAUAUAAACCUAUUUUUAUGUUUAAAGAAAUUUGAGAAGAUUGUUAAGAAAUAAAGAAUUUAAUGUAAAUUUAUUUGUUUUUCUUAGAAACAAAAGGGCAGAAUAGAAGAAUUUUAACAGAAUCCAGAUUUUCACUAAAAGGAUGUUUAUGCAUUGUUGUAAUACCGUCAAAGCACUUCAGUACAGAUACUAUUCCAGUGAAAAAGCCUACAAAAUCUCGAAAUAUAUUUUUUGCUUAUGUUAAUACUACAAGAAAAAUUGGUAAACAAUUGUUAUUGCACAAUAUUAAAUUAUUUAUUAUGUUUUUUUAUUUAGGUUACCAAUUAUGCAUAGAUCUUAUUGUUACUCGAAAAACUGAACAAAUUCCUAAUGGAACUCCUAUUCAUUUGAUGGUAAAAAAUACUUUAAACUUAUGCAUUAAAUUUUUAAUAAGAAUCAUUGUUUAUAUUGAUUUUUAAGUUCUAAGAUUAUGUUUAACAUGUAUAUUAUUGUUGUAAAUAUACUGCAAGCCACGCGAGAACGCAUAUUGAAGUGCUCUUACAGUAUACAAUGUGUUUGAAUGGAAGCCAGUUGAUUAUGUUUUGUAAGGGGAAUGUGCUAAAAUAUUUGAAUUUCGGUCUCUCGUGGUCCACAGUAUACAAUGACACAUUCUUCUUUUCCUUCCCCUUCAUCUCAACUUUUGGAAUAUUCAAUUUAUUAUAUUACAUUGUCUUUGUUAUAUACAAAUUUAUUUCAGAUAUUAUAUAUAACUAAGACACAAAAAUAUUAGCAUUCUCAUAUUAUUAUUGUAGACGCUUAAAACAUUCAAAGUAAGAAAAAAAAUUGUUUCAUAUUUUAUUGAUGUCAUGUGCAGAAUUUUCCGUUGUUAUUUUUUAAAUUUAUAAAGUUAUUUUACUAAUUUAGCUAUUACACUUUGAUUUUCAAAUAGUACAACUAAACGUAUCCACAAAAGGUAGCCGUAUUAGAUUGUUAUCUUCGAUUUUAUCGGACAAUUCUGUUCAUUUUCAAUAAUUUGGUUAUUUUUAAAAUUGUGUUGAGUAACAUUGUACUGCAUUAUUAUCUCACAAUUUUAUUUUGCAUAUUUUACAAAUGUUAGUGUUUGUUUUGGUGAUUUUAGGCGCAUAUUAAAGCACUAACAAAUCACUGUUUUAAUGCUACUUUUGAGCCCUGGUUAUAACUAUAAAUGGAGAGUUUACAACCAUUAUGAUAUUGAAACUCAUUAUUUAUUUUACUUGAAUAAUAACAAUUUACUGGUAUUUACCUUUCAGAUAAACUUUAAACUAAAUAAGCUUUAUUUUAAUUUUUCUUAAUUAUUGAGUACAUUUAUAAGAAUAGUGUAUAAUAUCAAAACAUAAAUACAAACCGAAUAUUAUAUAGUACAGUGAAUUUUAAUUUUUAUACUGUUAUAUUCUCUUAGAUGAAAAUUAAAUUUUUAGCUUUUUUUUUUUUUUUUUUUUAAGGCCUUUGAGACCAUCUUGCCAUAGAACAAAUCCUUCCCCAUUCUUCUCUAUUCUCCUAUUCUCUGCUACCUCCUUCCAAUCCAUGUGAUUAUAUUCCACUCCACCAGCACUUAGGAAAUCUUUUUUAAUUCCAUCUUCCCAGCGUAGCCUUGGUCUACCCAGUGGUCUUUUUUUCCUUGGGUUUUCUUGGAGUACCCUUUGAACCAUUGAAUCUUGCUUCCUAACUGCGUGGCCUGCCCAUUCCAGCUUACUCCGCUNAAGUACUGGCGACAAGGCAUCCCCCUGUCUAAGUCCGGUUCUUACCUCCACCAUCCUCGAUGUCGCGUUUCCUACUUUGACUUUGACUUUAGUCUGUCUUAAACUAGCUUCAACUAAAUGAACUAUUUUCCUUGGGAAGUGGAAAUGCUUCAAAAUUUCGGUUAUGUUAGUUCUAUCUAUACUGUCAUAUGCCUUUUGAAAAUCAAUGAAGAUAGCAUGGAGUUCCUUAUUAUAUUCCCAGCUCUUCUUGAAUAACUGCCUGACUAUAAAUAUCUGGUCUGUCGUUGACCUAUUUUGCCUGAAUCCACAUUGAUAGUCCCCCCCCCCCACUUGUUCGGCCAGAGGUNCUUUAGUCUGUCUUAAACUAGCUUCAACUAAAUGAACUAUUUUCCUUGGGAAGUGGAAAUGCUUCAAAAUUUCGGUUAUGUUAGUUCUAUCUAUACUGUCAUAUGCCUUUUGAAAAUCAACGAAGAUAGCAUGGAGUUCCUUAUUAUAUUCCCAGCUCUUUUGGAAUAACUGCCUGACUUUAAAUAUCUGGUCUGUCGUUGACCUAUUUUGCCUGAAUCCACAUUGAUAGUCUCCCACCACUUGUUCGGCCAGAGGUUUAAUUCUAUCCAGGAUGCAAUAUGAUAAUACCUUAUAUGUUGUAUCUAGCAACGCUAUUCCUCUAUAGUUACUACAGACUUGUUUGUCGCCUUUUUUGUGUAUUGGGCAUAUAUAUGCUACUCUCCAAUCUGUCGGUAAAAUUUCCGUCUCCUACACUUCUUUUAUUAACAAGUAUAUAUUCUCUAUCAUGAAGCUGUCCGCAUGCUUUAGAAUUUCCCCUUGAAGGUCAUCUUCCCCGGGUGACUUGUGGUUUUUGAGUCUUUUGAUCUGUUGUUCGAUUUCUUCCUUUGACGGGGGUGGGCAGGGGUCAUCAUUGGGUUCGUUUUGUCCAUAUGUAAAUGUAUCAACUGGUACUUCACAAUUGAGUAGCUUUUCAAAGUAUUCUGCCCAUUUCUCCAUUAUUUCUUCCUGGUUCGUCACUAGGCUUCCACAGUCAUUUUUCAGAAAUUUUUCUUGUUUUCUACAUCCGCCUUUAAAGCUAUUUACCUUGUGAUAUAGCUGCCGUGUAUUGUGUGAUCUGUAAUCUUGUUCUGCCUCCCUUAUUACAUUUUGAACAUACUUUCUCUUUUCACAUCUAAAAAUGUUAUGGGCUUCUUUCCUUUUAGCUCUAAAGAUUCUUUCUAUUUCCUGGUUGCUAGCAUCAUUUAGCCAUCUUUCUCUUGCUAUUUUCCUUCUUUUCAGGGCUUCUUGGCAUAUCACAUUAAACCAUGGUUUCUUCGUUCUAUGAGCUUUCCUUAAAACUUUCUCCGACACAUUUCCAAGGGUAUGUUUAAUUAUUUUCCAUUGCUCAUCUACUGUUUCAUGAUUUGAGUUAAAUUCUCGCGCCAUUUUCUGUAAGUUCUCUUGAAACUCUUUAGCUUUCCUACUAUCCCUGAAUUUCUCAACAUCAUACCUGACAAUUUCCGGUCUCACAUUCCUACUCGUUGUUUUUAGCUUAACCCUAAGUUUGCUAGCUACUAGGAAAUGGUCAGAGUCGCAGUCAGCUCCUCUGUAUGUUCUCACAUCCAUUAUGUUAUUGGCAAAUCUCUCAUUUAUUAAUAUAUGGUCUAUUUGGUUUACGUGCCUACCAUCAGGCGACACCCACGUCCCUUUAUGUAUGUUCUUAUGCGGGAACAUUGUACUCUUGACUUUAAGACCUUUCCCUACAGCCAGAUCCACAAUUUUUGUGCCAUUAAAUUUUUAGCUAUCCCUAAAUAUAUUUUAUGCUACAAAACCUGAAUUUUUAUAUUUUUCGUGAUCUUAAAUAAUUAUUUGGUGAUCUCCAGGUUAAGAAUUAUUGAUAUAAUCUCUAUAAUUUAAAUUUAAUUAAAGUAAUAUUAUCUCUCUGUGUGAAAGGACCAGAAUACUCCCACCGUAUAUCUAAACUAAACCUGUCGUUAGAGGUAACAAAUAAAAUUUUGUCAGGUGGACAACUGAUGUAACAUUUUUUAAGUUUAAUGAAUUACCCGUAUUUAUUAUAUUUAUAGUUAAUAGACAUUGAAAUUUGACUUAUCUUGGUUAUUAAUUAUAACAUUUUUAGGAUAUAUUUUAUUUACAUUCAGAACUGCGUUUAUUUCAAGCUAUAGAUAAUAUAACAACAUCUCCACUAAAAAAUGCACUUAUCACUCCGCAAUUGCAUAACUACACCAUUGAUUAUUCAAAAGUCAAUUUAAAAAAAUACAAUGUAAAUGUAAGUAAUUUAGAUCUUAGCAUCUAUCAUUAAUAUAGAUGAUAAAUUUUGUAAUACUUUGAUUUAGAGUUUAACGUUAAACAAUAGUCAAAAGGAAGCAGUUGAAAUGGCUGUAUCAAUUUGUUCAUCAAGAGAACCAAAUAUAGGUUUGAUAAUUGGACCUCCUGGUACAGGCAAAACAAAUGUUAUCUGUAAUAUUGUUUUAACUGUAAUAUCCAAACUACGUACAGAGAUUAAUGUUAAACCUAAAUUUCUUGUAUGUGCACCUUCAAAUGAAGCUGUUGAUACCAUAGUUAGACAAUUAGUUGAGAUUAAGAAUGAAAUACAAAGUGAGUUUAUUUGAUUUACACUUUAUAGCUUAGAUAAACGAUUCCCAAACUAUGGUUUGCGAAAAAACUCGUAAGUAAUAUGCGAAGAUAUUUUUUGAUAAAGAAAAAAAAAUUAUUAGUUAAAAAGGAAGUUCAUCAGUGUAUAAAUAAUAAUAAAAAGAGCUGGUACUACUUUUAAGUGCGCAGCUGUUGUAGAUGGGAAGUUAUUAUUUUAAGUUAAGACAAAACACGACUGAGUGAAAUUCAGUUGUUUUUAAAUGUUUUUAAAUGCUGUAAUAUUUACAAUAGUCUUCAAAUUUUGAACAAAAAAACUACUACAUUACACUCUACUUAUGUUUUAUCACUAAGUACAAGUUAAAAUGAACGUCGUGUUAAAUGUCCAAGCAUUUUUGUUUAGUCAAAAAAUUGUAUCCACAUAUUAUUACCUACAAAAUAAAAAACACUUAAAUAAAAAUAUCUAUAUAUAGCUCAAAAAUCACCAAAAUAUUCUUUAAAAUGUUACCAUGUCAAAAAAACCCAAAUAUAAGUAUUCCUUAAAAAGUUUAAGUCUACUCAUUUUAACCUAAAUUGCAACAAAAAAACAAAAUUGAAAAUAACGUAACAAUUUUAUCUAAAUUUUUUCAAUUAUUAAGAAAACUACACAAAAUAAAAUCAUAAAAAGACUUUCUUACUCACUAACUAGAUCCAAAAUGCACCGAAAAUAUCUCUUAUUGUUUUCAAUUGAAAAUUUGUCAGAGCAAUAUUUCUGGUAAAAAAAUGUUAAAAUAAUGAAAUUGUAAAUUUGUCAGUUUUCAUGUUAUGCCUUUUUCGGGUUUUUCUCAAUUAUGAAAGCUUCUAGGAAAAUGAAAUAAUGAUAUCCAUUCUCACCAAACAGACAUAAAAGCUCACCAAAAAGCUACAACAAAUGGCACUUGUUAUUCUCUGAUUGAAGUAAAAUUUCUGAUAGAUAACAUGAUUCGUAAAAAUUAAAAAUAAUGAAAUUGGUAACGUCGUGACUCGACAUAAAUAUUCAUCUGUUUUUCCUAUACAUUUUUUUCAGUUCUUUCCAAAUUUUUUGAAAACACUUUGUAAAAUCAAAAAAUUACCUCAAUGCGACAACUAGAUUUCAAAUGCAAUAAAAAAGAUUUCUCGUCAUUUUUUAAUUGUAGUAUGAUUUCUAGUAGAAAAGUUUCUCACAGGCCCCCCAAGAAAACACAUUGUAAAACUAAUAGAUACCUCCCUGUUACUCUCAGAAUGUAAAAUAAUAACUGUACAUUAGAGAGAACAAUUUUUAUUUUAUAAAAAAAAAUAUAAAGUUGAAUGUCUGAUAAUCAGGUUACCUAUAAUGACACAGUUUAUCUAUCAGACAUUCUAUUAUUGGUUAUUUAAGUUAUUUAAGAUUAGUAGUAUAGGAAGUAUAAAAAAAUUAUAUUUUUAAAUCUUUAAAUUAAGUAGUAAAUAACUCAUAGAAAUAAUAUACAGAAUACACUGUGACAGUGACUUAAUAAUAAUCGUACAUCACACAGAGUAUAAAUGUCUUUGUAUUAUAUUUAAUGUGUCUUUCAUAAUUUCUAAACAAAUUAAUCUAAGGUUUAUUUUACUAAACAUAUUAGUUUUGAAGAAGUUGCAUAUCAUUAAUUUUACUUUUGUACUUUAAACACUUAUAAUUAUGUAAGUUUAAUAAUAAAAGGCUCCAUACAUUUAAAAUAAUGUAUAUGUUACGAGUAAAUUAGGAAGUCGGGUUCAAUUUUCAAUUGAAAAGUUAGAAUAAAUUUACAUUGUUUGGGUUUGUGCCCAACUAGAUUUGGGCAUUGUAGAUUAAAAAUUGAAAAUAUUAAAAAUAAAAUAAAACAUCUUACUAGGUACUUUUUUAAACAUAAAACUUGCAAUAGUCUAUCCGUUGAAUUAUUUAAUUGUUAAUAAAAUGUAAUUUUGUUGAGUACAUAUUAGGUAUUAUAUUAUUUUUAUUUAUUAUUACAUACGCCACUAUUAUAGUAUUAUGGCACUUUGAGUUACAUGAUUAUCCAUUGUAUAAUUUGAUCAGAGCUGUAUAGUAUAUACAUUUUAUUAAUAUUAUAUAAUAUUUUGUUAAAUUUAUUUAGAUAAAUUACAAUUUAAUGUAGUAAGAGUUGGUGCUGGACAAAAAUAUGACUCACAUUCUCCUAUUGUUGAUGUACUACUGGAUAAUAUAGUAAAACAAAAAAUGAACUUUCCUUUACAUGAAGCUGAUGUAAGUUACAAAUGAAAAAUUAUGAUAUUAUGUUUUUGGCACUAGUUUUGUUAUGCUUAUCUUAUCAGAAAUAAUGAUGUAUUAUUAUUUUUAAUUUAAAACAUAACAAUUUCUGUAUUUUAAUGAAAAUUCUAAAUUAAGUUUAGAAUUUAAUUUUAACUGAUUAUUUUAAAUGUAUUACUAAAACUCCCAUAUUGUAAGUAUUCUUACUUCAUUCAGAAAGUAAAAUAUAUUGUUAAAUGUUAAUUAUUAAAUGGCUAUUACUUUUAAUUAGCAACAAGGAAAAUCAAAUACGUAUUUCCAAUUUAUGAAUAAGAGAGAUAUUGAAAAAGAUGUUCUUCAAAAUACUGAUAUUGUUGUGACAACAUUAAACUCCUGUUUUUCUCAAAGUAUGGAAGAUGCUUUUAUGCCUUCAAAAGUCAAGUAAAUAAAAUAUUUAUUUUUUUCUAUCAUAAAUAUUACAUACAUUAUAUUGAUUAAUCUUCUUAUAAUAGGGCAUUGAACAGUUGCCAUUUUACUGCUUGUAUAGUAGAUGAAGCUGGACAAUGUGUAGAACCUCUUAAUUGUGUCCCACUAAUACUUGGGAUUGACAAAUUAAUUUUGGUUGGAGAUGAUAAACAGCUUCAACCAUUAAUAAAAAGCAAAGUCAGUAAAUUAAUUAGAAAUACAAUAAACUUAAUAAUUACAUAUAUAGGAUAGUGUGAAUUUUACAAUUUAAAUUUUAUUAACAAAUUAUUUUUUUCUGAUACUUCUAGAAUUAAUUUUCAAACCUAUUAGAUUUUUGAAGUGUAUAGGGAAUUUUUUUUUUAAAUUGAAUUAAUUUUCUUUUAUUUUAGGUAGCCAAAGAUCAUGGCCUUGGUAUUUCUCUGUUCAAACGACUUAAAACAUGGUUUGAACAAAAGCGAUAUACACGAAAAAAUAAACCGAUAACAAUGUUAGAUACACAAUACAGGAUGCAUAAUGAAAUUUGUUUGUUUCCCUCGUUAUAUUUUUACGGUGGUAAAAUGAAAUCUGCCGAAUCUGUCAGUACCAGAAUGGAUUUAUCAUUUCAACCAUAUAUUAUACUAGAACAUGAAAGCCGACAAGAUAAUUCAGGGUACAAUUAAAACAUAUGUUUUCAAUAGAUUUCCUAUAAAUUAUGUAUUCAAAUGUUUUUUAGUGAGUUAAAUAAUGAUGAAGCACUUAUGGUUGUGAGCUUGGUAGAAAUUGUUUUGAACUCAGACUGUAAUUCAUUAACUAUUGCAAUUUUAACACCUUACCAUAAACAGAGAGAACACAUAAAUAUGUUAUUAGAACGCAAGUAAGACAAAAUAUUUUAAAUUUAUGUAUUGCUUAUUGAAAAAAAAAAUGUUUUGAAAGGGGGAUAUCAAUAAAUGUCAAUACGGUAGAUUCAUUUCAAGGUGGUGAAUGUGAUAUAUUAUUGAUAUCUACAGUUCGUACUACCGGAGUAGGUUUUAUGGAUGAUAUUUGUCGCUUAAAUGUAGCUUUGACACGUGCCAAGCAAUCAUUAAUUAUUUGUGGGAACUUCAUGUCAUUGAAAGUGAGUUAUCUUUUUUCUUAUUUUCAUUUUUAAUUCAAUUUAUUUUUUUUAUUUAUUCUAUUUAUACAUUUAUAAAAGGGAGAACGAGUAUGGUGCGACUUAUUAGACAAUGCAAAGAAACGUAAAUUAAUAAAAAAAGUAUCAAAAAAAAGUAUGACAAAUUCUAGGGCUUUACUUGCUAUGAUAAAAUAUUGAUCUAUAUUUAAUAUGUAUUAUGAUUAUAUAUAAUAAUACUGGUCAUUUAUUUUACUUUUAUUUUUAAUUAUGUUUACAAUAUUUUAUUAAUUUCGAAUGAAAUUUUAUAUAAGACUUAUAAACAUUCUAUCAAAUUUAUUAUAUUUGGUAAAUACUUAAAUAUUAUAAUAAUUAGUAAUUACUUUAUGAAAAAUAUACUUAAAGAAAUAUUUUAUGUUUAGUUAUUAUUCCAAUUGUAGAUACAUUUUUUUUAAAAAUAUUAUAUAUAGGUUAUACACUUUUAUUUAUUUACUUUAUUUAACACCUCAAAAUGGUAAUGAGUACAGAUAAUAUUACCUAAAUUAUUUAAAUAAACUAUUUAAAACUAUUGAUUUUAAAUCAUUUUAAUUAUUCAAUACUCUUUAAUCUGACUAGCAAAUCAAAACAAAAAUCAAAGUAUGAUACAUUGUUAUCAUGAACCAAAAUUUGGUA